GGGGCCAGAGGUGCGGCCCGCGGGCUAGGGGCGGGGCGGAGGGGGCCCGCAGCCCCGGGCGGGGGCUCGGCGCGGGCCCGCGAGAUGCCGGUGUCGGCGGCCCGAGAGGCUGCAGCUGCAGCGGCGGGGGAGGAGGCGGCAGAGGCGGCGGCUGUGCCCGGGAGGGGGGCGGCGUGGGGGGCCGGCGCGUAGCCGGGACCAUGGAGGGGCAGAGUGGCCGCUGCAAGAUCGUAGUGGUGGGGGACGCGGAGUGCGGCAAGACAGCGCUGCUGCAGGUGUUCGCCAAGGACGCCUACCCCGGGAGUUAUGUCCCCACGGUGUUUGAGAACUACACUGCCAGCUUCGAGAUCGACAAGCGCCGCAUUGAGCUCAACAUGUGGGAUACUUCAGGUUCCUCUUACUAUGACAAUGUCCGGCCUCUGGCCUACCCAGAUUCUGAUGCCGUGCUCAUCUCCCUGCGUGGCCCAGUUGGGCCUUUCUCCCCGAGUCCCAGUUCCCAUCUGGUGGAGAAGGAGGCUGUUUGCAGGAACCAGGCAUCUCUGAAGCAAGAUGCAGAGGCCUCCAACUCAGUUUAA
Molecule: messenger RNA, 575 nt
Organism: Mastomys coucha (southern multimammate mouse)
Lineage: Eukaryota; Metazoa; Chordata; Mammalia; Rodentia; Muridae
Gene: Rnd2
Product: Rho family GTPase 2
Exons: 5
Coding region: 201-575 (124 amino acids)
Biological process (GO): small GTPase-mediated signal transduction
Molecular function (GO): GTPase activity; GTP binding
Source: RefSeq, a predicted model, not a curated record